AUGGAGAAUACAACACUUUGGGUUUCACUGGAAAAUGCCACCAACCAAUCAGGAUACACCGAUUAUUAUGAUAAAAACAAUUCGGUAACCGGAAAUGAUUUACAAGGCAGACAUCGCAAGCCCAGCUUGUAUGAAGACAUAUCCAUCAUGGCGGUCUACUCCGUAUUUUGUUUAUUGGGAAUCAUUGGCAAUGCUAUUGUCAUCUGGUUUGGUAUCUUUGGCAUGAAGAAGCAGGUCAGCGUGGUGUGGUUCCUUAGCUUAGCAGCAGCCGAUUUCUUGUAUGCAUUCUUCUCCCUUUUAAACAAUACACAAGUUUUGAUAGCAUCAUGGUUAUUGGUAAAAUUCAUGUGUAUCGGCUCCAAUUUGACUCUGUAUAUUAAUAUGGUUGUCAGCGUUCUCCAGGUCACAGUCAUCAGUGUAGACCGAUGCAUCUGUGUCGUGUUCCCCGUAUGGUGCCGCAACCACCGGAGGCCAAGAUUGGCUUUCAUUGUUGUCCUGGUCAUUUGGAUAAUCUCAUUUGCCGUGGCCAUACCGUACAUAAUAAAUAUAGACACAAUUUACAUUAAAAAAAGGACACUAUGUAUCGUAGCAAUAGAUGAAUCUAGCUUAACAAAGAUGACAAUUUUGGAAUUUGUUUUCCUCUUCCUUCUACCUUUCCUCAUCAUUGUCUGCUCUUCUAUUUUGAUUGUCUUGCACGUCCGGAGGAGACACAUCCUUACGUCUUCUCGGCUUCUUAAGACCAUUGCAGCUGUCAUCACUGCAUUUUUUAUCUGCUGGUUUCCUAAUAAUUUGUUUGUCCUCCUUGUGACACUCGAAGGAAGUAAAUUAAAUUUUUAUGUCAUUUUUUACGGAUUUAAAAUUGCCAAUUUUCUGAUGGUCAUUAACAGUUGUAUUAACCCCAUCCUCUAUGUCUUCAUUGGUCGAGGGUUCAAAGACAAAUUAUGUGGCUCGUUCCAGACAAAGCUUAGAAAAGCGUUUAUGGAAGACGACCAGCCAACGUCUACAAUCAUGGAAAAUACAGAUCAUAAGGAAACCUAUACAGUAACUGACCACAAUGUACAAGACGGCAAUCAUAAAUCCAGGAUAUAUGACAUAUGCUUCACGACAGCCUACUUAGUAUUUUGCUUACUAGGAACUUUUGGAAAUGGUCUUGUUAUCUGGUUGGGCAUCUUCAGGAUGAAGAAGAUGGUCAACGUGGUGUGGUUCCUUGGCUUAGCCGUAGCCGACUUCUCCUUUUCAUUUUUCCUUCCUUUAAACUUUGCAAAAAUGUUAUUAGGACAUUCACCACUUCUGUGCAAAUUAACCCAAUUGUCACUGUAUAUUAAUUUGUGCGUCAGUGUCGCCCACCUUACCGUCAUCAGUAUAGACCGAUGCAUCUCUGUCGUGCUCCCCGUAUGGUGCCACAACCACCGGAUGCCAAGAUUGGCUUUCAUUAUUGUCCUGGUCAUUUGGAUAAUUUCAUCUGUUGUGGCUAUAACCUUCACAAUAUACACAGACAUGAUGGAUAAUAAUAAUAUGACACUAUGUAUUUUAAAGGUAGAUGACAAUGGCUUGAUGUGGAGGACGAUAUUGGGCCUUGUUUUCUACUUCCUCCUACCUUUUGUCAUCAAUGUCUCCUGUUACAUUGUAAUUGUCUUGUAUAUAAGAAGGAAACACAUGUUUGCAUCUUCUCGACAUCUUAAAAGCAUUGUGGCUGUCAUCACUGCAUUCUUUAUCUGUUGGUUUCCUUCCUAUUUCCUAUUUUUGUUUAACCUUCUUCUUGUAUUUAAAAAAUGUAUGUUUGAUGAUCAUGUCCUUUAUUAUGGCUCUUUAACCACUAUUCUCCUGAUGGCCAUAAAUUCUUCUAUAAACCCCAUCCUCUACGUCUUCAUUGGUCGAGAUUUCAAGGAUAAGUUCUGGGGCUCAUUUCAAGUUAAGUUUGAAAAAGCAUUUAUAGAAGAGGACAAGUCCAUCUAUGACAAGCAAGAGAGGUGUACGUCUCUUCAAAGGUCAUCUCAAGAUUACAGAGAAAAAAAAAGUAAUAGGAUGAACAGCAUACAAUUACUGUGUGCUACAUGA
Messenger RNA from Hyla sarda, 2058 nucleotides. RefSeq lists its product as uncharacterized. The record is from RefSeq and is a predicted model, not a curated record. Lineage: Eukaryota; Metazoa; Chordata; Amphibia; Anura; Hylidae. Gene Ontology annotation, cellular component: plasma membrane. Gene Ontology annotation, molecular function: G protein-coupled receptor activity; complement receptor activity. Gene Ontology annotation, biological process: phospholipase C-activating G protein-coupled receptor signaling pathway; complement receptor mediated signaling pathway; inflammatory response.